Messenger RNA from Rhea pennata, 3255 nucleotides. It is a transcript of the gene NUDT9, whose product is annotated as nudix hydrolase 9. Bases 225 to 1124 code for a protein of 299 amino acids. The transcript is spliced from 8 exons. NCBI's taxonomy places the organism in Eukaryota, Metazoa, Chordata, Aves, Rheiformes, Rheidae. Gene Ontology annotation, cellular component: mitochondrion. The record is from RefSeq and is a predicted model, not a curated record. Gene Ontology annotation, molecular function: ADP-ribose diphosphatase activity.
CGCAGGGGCCGUCAGCGUGGUUUCCUUCACGGUCACGCUGUCCUCUCUGGGCGCCCGGUGCUGCUGCCAGCUCCGCCCGUCCCUCAGGUACUGCGGCCCGUGGGCGCCGCGGGUCCGCGGCGGAGGGCGCCCGCCCUCUCAGCGGACGCUCGUCGAGUGAGACCCAGGAGGCGUAGGCAAGUAACUUUUCUCCAAACCCUUGGUCCCAUCUUCACUCUCUAAAAAUGUUUGACAGUUGCAACGUGAGCAAGUUCUACCACAGCAAAGCUCUCACCUCCCCAUAUCCAGGAUCAAAUAUUGAGCGUAGCCAAGUUCCUGAAGAUAAAGUGGGCUGGUUGACUGAGUGGAAAGAUUAUGAUCCUGUGGAGUACACUUCAGUCUCUGUUCUUGCUGGACCCAAGUGGGCAGAUCCCCAGCUCAGUGAUAAAAACUUUUCUCCCAAAUUUAAUGAGAGAGAUGGAGAAGUAGAGAGAAAAAGUCUGAAUGGCUUGUAUGUGGUUGAAAAUGGGAGGCCUCGAAAUCCUGCAGGAAGGACUGGUCUCGUAGGCAGAGGAUUGUUAGGACGUUGGGGACCAAAUCAUGCUGCUGAUCCUAUUGUAACUAGGUGGAAGAGGGAUAGAAGUGGCAAUAAAAUAGCUCACCCAGUUACUGGCAAAAACAUUCUACAGUUUGUAGCCAUCAAGAGGAGAGAUUGUGGGGAGUGGGCCAUUCCAGGGGGAAUGGUAGAUCCAGGAGAGAAGAUUACUGCUACACUCAAGCGAGAAUUUGGUGAAGAAGCCCUGAAUUCCUUGCAGAAAUCACCUAAAGAGAAAGAAGAUUUGGAAAAGCAACUACAUAGACUAUUCAGCCAGGAACCCUUUGUGGUGUACAGAGGAUAUGUGGAUGAUCCUCGUAACACUGAUAAUGCCUGGAUGGAGACGGAGGCUGUGAACUAUCAUGAUGAAUCUGGUGAGACAAUGGAUAAUUUGCCUCUGGAAGCAGGUGAUGAUGCUGGGAAAGUGAAGUGGGUUGACAUCAGUGAAAACCUCAAGCUGUAUGCAAAUCAUAGUUACUUCAUUAAGCUUGUGACUGAGAAACGGGGAGCCCAUUGGAGUGAAGAUCCCGGUCAUGAGUGCCGUGAAUGAUGUUUCUGAAAAUCAAAUAUGAACUAGAAACAGACAUACAUAAGGGAAAUAGCAAUUUUCCAGUAUUUAAACUAACAUGACUUUGUUCUGUUUGAUGCUAAAAAUCAGCUAGCAAGAUCUCUUCUGUCAUUCAAGAGGCAGUGCUACAAGUGAUAUAUAAUUAUGAGUUUGUGUAAAAUGUGUAUGCUGUAGAGGUGUGGGCUUAUAUGCCAGAUAAAUAUCUGGUGGAACUUCUGGCUGCAAUGAGACAUGAUAUAAUGGAAACUUCUAGAAGACCUAGUCGCUUCUUUUGAUUUCAACUAGUGUGAAAUGAGACCAAUGUUGAACUGCUACCUUCUCCUUUGUUGUAAUUAUUGAUAGCCGGUUCUUAAUAUCUCUAGAUUUGCAUGACAGUGUUCGGAUUCUGAAUUGUUCUAGUACAAAGGCUGGACAUUUUAGCUCUGCAUCUCUGCAUUAAUUGCUUGUCAGGAGCAGAAGUCACUCAGGGAUGUGAGACUUCUGGGAUGACUGUCUAAGCACAUACUGUAAUUUACGUGUUACAUAAUAAAGUGUAGUUUUUUGAGUGGUUUCACAGGGCUUUUGAGCAAUUUCCUAAUUUUAGAGAUUAAUUUUCAUUUAAUUGCUUUCUAGUAUACGCUAUUGAUGGUAUUCAUAUCUGAAUGUGUCCUACAGAGAAUUUUAAUAGGAAAGAACCUUAGGCAGAUGGUCUCACUGGUUGCUGUCAUGUAAGUAUCUCACCUUAUCUUAUUUGUGACAACUCAGUGGGAUAUACUUUGCAGUGCGUAAUCCGGGAGAAUAAGGAUUAAAGUAUGUUACCUUUCAGUGAAAGUGAGAUAAGAUUAUUCUGUUCAAGACUUAGAAUGUUUAGUUACUAUGAUAAUAAUCAGUCUUCAAACUAGCAUCUUAACUCUGUGCACAGUUUAUGUAGGCACAUGCACUGACUAAAACAUGAGCCAAUGACUGGAUGUCUUGCUUGUACUUGGAUUUUACUUGGUUAAACAUAAACCCCCUUGCUUGAGUUAAUCAUCAGCUUAGUGUAUGGAGGGACAAGAUCAACAGAAUUAUCACUCAUCAGCUCAACUGUGUUAACAAACUGUGUGCGCUGUCUUCUAACUUGGAAAGUAAAACUGGCUCAAAGUGACUUAAGCUAUUUUACUUAGUAUUAGAAUAGGCCAUGCAUGAAAUUUGUUCACUUCUCUCUCCUGAUGAGGAGCAGCUUUCUUGCUUACCGAUAUCAACCUCAAAAUGUGAGGUUGAACAGUUCAGCUUUUUGAGUUGUCUACUAAACUGUGAAUGUUGGGAGCAUUUUGACAUGUGGUGGAAGUGAAUGGCAAAGAUCCCUAGCCAUAACUUCUAGUGGAUGGUAGGACUCUGCUUUCUAAACACUUCACUGAUCACCCUUAACUUCAAAGCACUGUUUCCUUUCAAAAUGCAUUUUCAGUAUAUAGCAUUUCUGCAUAUAGCUGGUGACCUGUAAGAUUCUGUUGAUACUAUAGUUGAAAAAUCCUUUUUAAGACCAUGACUUUUUUGUUGUAAUCUGCUUAGUGACUAUGUAUAGUAUACAGGAAGAUGGCAUGUCUGUAUUUCUCUUCUGUGCUUAAAAGGGUAUUUUCUGCUUCUAUUUAUUACUUUCGGAGAGUGUAACUUGAUUAUUGUCUUUGGGUGAGCCAAAUAAGUUGAUUGUUUGCUGUUCAUCCAUCUCUCUGCCAUGUUUUGCCUGAUCCUUAUGGUAGUACAGCUGUUUGGGAGGCUGUGGCAUAAACAGGAUCAUGGGAAUGGACUGCAUUAAACUGAUCUUCCAAAAUAGAUUUUUUUCUGAAGUUUAAGGAACUAGAGUCAAAAGGCACAGGAAUUUAAGCUAUUUUUGCGAUCAGAAUGAGCAUCUCUUUAAACAUCAAAUAUUCUACAGUGGAGAGCAUGCAGACAUGUCAACUUUUUAUUUGAGCAUCGUUGUUUUUGCUUCAUCAGCAUUUUCAAGCAUUUAUGCUGACAAUAGUUGCACAACAUUUCUCCCUGUGUUUGUAAUCAAAGUAUAAUUGCUGUUAAUUGUGAGGUACAAUAAUGUUUUUAUGUAGUAUCAUCUAUAUAGUGUCAGAGUUGAUUACAAUAAACCAAAAGUUGUGAUUGAAAA